CGAGCAAACAAGAACGGGUCGGCGAAGGCAAAAAUCUGACAUUAAUCCGCGGAGUGAUUCACAAAUUAAUAAAUUCCACCUAAAAUUCCGCAAGAGGAACAUCUCCUGUUGUCCUGAUUGUGUACCCAAGAGCAUCCCUGAAGUGUUUGUGAUUGAAUAAGUGUGUGGAAAUGCCGGGAAAUUGGUCAUUUUCCAUGUAAAAUUGCCGCAACGUUCCACUCAAUUACUCACGCCCGUUUUAUCGGUUGUGGUGGAGAAGACGGCCCAGCCCCAUUAGGAAGGGCUCACAGUGAUCAAGUUGCGCGAUGACGGAGAAAAUCACACUUGCGGACGCUCUGUCGAAUGUGGAGGUGCUGGAUGAGCUACCACUGCCCGAUGAGCAGCCCUGCAUUGAGGCACAGCCGUGUUCGGUUGUUUACAAAGCAAACUUCGACACGAACUUCGAGGACCGCAAUGGAUUCGUGACCGGAGUGGCCAAGUACAUUGAGGAAGCCACUGUUCAUGCUAAUCUCAAUGUCCUGCUGGAUGAGGGGCAGCAGCACGCUGUGAUGCUGUACACAUGGCGAUGCUGCUCGCGUGCCAUUCCGCAACCCAAGUCCAAUGAGCAGCCAAACAGAGUGGAAAUCUACGAAAAGACCGUCGAAGUACUCGCACCGGAGGUCAAUAAGCUCCUCAACUUUAUGUACUUCCAGAGAAAAGCCAUUGAGGCAUUUUGUGCGGAAGUGAAGCGUCUGUGUCAUUCGGAGAAGCGCAAGGAUUUCGUGUCAGAAGCCUACCUGCUGACCCUUGGGAAGUUCAUCAAUAUGUUUGCCGUGCUGGAUGAGCUGAAGAACAUGAAGUCCAGCGUGAAGAAUGACUACAGCACCUACCGUCGUGCUGCGCAAUUCCUCAAAGUCAUGUCCGACUCCCACACGCUGCAGGAAUCGCAAAAUCUCUCCAUGUUCCUUGCCACGCAGAACAAGAUCCGUGACGCCGUGCGCGAGACGCUGGAGAAGGUGAAUGGGUAUGAGGACCUCAUGGCGGAUGUGGUGAAUAUUUGCGUGCACAUGUUCGAGACGAAGAUGUACAUGACGCCCGAAGAGAAGCACAUGCUGGUGAAAGUGAUGGGCUUUGGGCUCUUCCUCAUGGACACGGAGGCGUGCAAUGUGAACAAGUUGGAUCAGAAGAAGAAGCUGCGCCUCGAUCGGAUUGAUAGGAUCUUCAAGAAUCUGGAGGUUGUACCACUUUUCGGGGAUAUGCAAAUCGCCCCAUUCAACUACAUCAAGCGCAGCAAGCACUUUGACCCCAGCAAAUGGCCCCUCUCCUCAUCCACGGCCAUCAGCCCACAGGCAGACCUCAUGGUGCACCUGCCGCAAAUCCGGGAGGAUCAUGUGAAGUACAUCUCAGAGCUGGCCAGGUAUACGAAUGAAGUGACCACAACGGUGAAAGAUAACACAACUGAUGCGGAAAAUCGCGCCACGGCAGACUUGGCGCUUCGUGGGUUGCAGCUACUCUCGGAAUGGAGUAGUGUUGUGACGGAGCUGUACUCAUGGAAGCUGCUACACCCCACGGAUCAUCAUCAGAACAAAGAAUGCCCCGUCGAGGCGGAAGAAUACGAGAGGGCAACACGCUACAAUUACACGGAUGAGGAGAAGUUUGCGCUUAUCGAGGUGAUUGCCAUGAUAAAGGGGCUUCAGGUGCUCAUGACGCGCAUUGAGACGGUGCUCUGUGAAGCUAUUCGUCGGAGUAUUUAUGCUGAGUUGCAGGACUUUGUGCAGUUGACCCUAAGGGAGCCUCUCCGGAAGGCAGUGAAGAAUAAAAAGGACCUAAUUAGAAGUAUCAUUAUGUCUGUGCGUGAAUCAUCAGCUGAUUGGCAGAAGGGUAGUGAAUCCUUGGAUGAUCCAGCUUUGAAGGGAAAAAAGGAUCCCGAUGGGGGAUUCAAGAUAGCCGUACCACGUCUCAAUGUUGGUCCUUCCUCAACACAACUCUACAUGGUGCGUACGAUGCUGGAAUCAUUGAUUGCAGACAAAUCCGGUGGGAAGCGUACGCUGAGGAAGGAUAUUGAUGGCACAUGCCUCAUGCAGAUUGAUCAGUUUCACAAGAAUUCCUUUUACUGGAGCUACAUCCUCAAUUUCAGCGAAAGCCUGCAGAAAUGCUGCGAUCUCUCGCAACUUUGGUACAGAGAAUUCUACCUGGAGAUGACAAUGGGUAGGAAGGUGAAUCACUGCAAGGUGAUGCAUCAGCACAAUGAGGAAUGCAAUGAUUUAAUCACAAUGGAGAAGCGAAUUCAAUUCCCCAUUGAAAUGUCCAUGCCGUGGAUUCUCACGGAUCACAUUUUGCGCACAAAGGAGCCAUCAAUGAUGGAAUUUGUCCUGUAUCCGCUUGAUUUGUACAACGAUUCAGCCCACUAUGCCCUCACGGUGUUCCGGAAGCAAUUCCUCUACGACGAAGUGGAGGCUGAGGUGAAUUUGUGCUUUGAUCAGUUUGUCUACAAGUUGAGUGAACAAAUUUUCGCCCACUACAAACAAUUGGCCGGAAGUAUGAAUUUGGAUAAACGUUUCCGUGUUGAAUGCGAAGUGUUGGGAUUCAAUUUUCAAUCAUACCCACGGAAUAAUCGCUACGAAACCCUCCUGAAGCAGCGACACGUCCAACUCUUGGGGAGAUCCAUUGAUCUCAAUAAGCUCAUAACGCAGCGCAUUAAUGCGGACAUGCACAAGAGUCUGGAGCUGGCAAUUAGUCGCUUCGAAGCGACGGACAUCACGGGAAUUGUGGAGCUUGAGGGUCUUAUUCAGGUCAAUCGUAUUUGUCAUAAAUUGCUAAGCAAGUACCUUGCUCUCGAUGAUUUUGAAUCCAUGGUUAAGGAGGCAAAUCAUCUCGUACAAGCACCCUAUGGGCGGGUCACGCUACACGUGUUCGUUGAGCUGAAUUAUGAUUUUCUCUCCAACUACUGCUACAAUGCGGCGACAAAUAGAUUCAUUCGCUGCCCCCAGGGCAUUGCUCUUGUGCACCCAAUUCAGCGGGAGAAGCCCCAGCAGAUGAGCCACUACUACCUCUGGGGCUCAAAGCAACUCAAUGCCGCCUAUUCGACGCAAUAUGGGCAGUAUUCGGGCUUUGUGGGGGCACCGCAUUUUCAUGCAAUGUGUCGCCUCCUGGGCUAUCAGGGCAUUGCAGUUGUCAUGGAUAUUAUCCUCAAGGACAUUGUUAAGCCCCUCAUCCAGGGGAAUUUGCUGCAAUUCACAAAAACUCUCAUGUCAGCAAUGCCAAAGACGUGCAAAUUGCCGAGAUUCGACUACGGAUCCCCUGGGGUGCUGAGCUACUACCAUGCCCACCUAAUAGAUAUUGUUCAGUAUCCGGAUGCAAAGACUGAGCUGUUCCAGCUCUUCCGGGAGUUUGGGAAUAGCAUCAUUUUUUGCCUCCUGAUCGAACAGGCUCUAUCACAGGAGGAAGUUUGCGAUCUCCUGCAUGCUGCCCCAUUCCAAAAUAUCCUCCCACGCCCAUACUGCAAGGAUGGCGAGAAGCCGGAGACGAAGCAGAAGCGCCUGGAGAGUAAGUACUCCUCGUUGCAGAUUGUGUCGAAUGUGGAGAAAUUUGGGACGGCAAAACAGGCGAUGAUUGCACGUGAGGGAGAUUUGCUAACGCGAGAGAGGUUGUGUUGUGGUUUGAGUAUCUUUGAGGUGAUUCUGGGGCGUGUUAAGAGCUACAUGGAUGACCCAGUGUGGAUGGGACCACCACCCAUUAAUGGUGUAAUGAAUAUUGAUGAAUGUUCCGAGUUUCAUCGACUAUGGUCAGCUCUGCAGUUUGUCUACUGCAUUCCCGUGGCGGAUACUGAAUUCACCGUUGAGCAACUCUUCGGGGAGGGUCUCAACUGGGCAGGUUGUGUAAUGAUUGUCCUCCUUGGGCAACAAAGGAAAUUCGAAGCUCUUGACUUUUGCUAUCACAUUUUGCGCGUUCAACGUGUCGAUGGGAAGGAUGAAACCGUCAAGGGGAUUAACCUGAAGCGUCUCGUUGAUCGCAUUCGUCGCUUUCAAGUGCUAAAUUCGCAGAUUUUUGCUGUUUUAAAUAAAUACUUGAAGAGCGGCGACAGUGAGGGGUCCACAGUGGAGCACGUACGCUGCUUCCCACCACCACCACAUCCAUCAAUGAUGCCCGCAUCGCACUAUCACGAUCCCAAUAAAAUAAGACAUUAAAAAUAAAUUCUUCGUGAAAAAUUAUUAUUGAAACAAA
Lutzomyia longipalpis is the source of this 4203-nucleotide messenger RNA. It is a transcript of the gene Sra-1, whose product is annotated as cytoplasmic FMR1-interacting protein. The record is from RefSeq and is a predicted model, not a curated record. Gene Ontology annotation, molecular function: small GTPase binding; RNA 7-methylguanosine cap binding. NCBI's taxonomy places the organism in Eukaryota, Metazoa, Arthropoda, Insecta, Diptera, Psychodidae. Gene Ontology annotation, biological process: regulation of translation; axon guidance; cell morphogenesis. Gene Ontology annotation, cellular component: neuron projection; SCAR complex; synapse. The coding region runs from base 306 to 4166 and encodes 1286 amino acids. The transcript is spliced from 5 exons.